AUGGCUAUUCCUACACCAAUCCGUGACCCUCUGCUGCAGCACAUGUUCGCAUAUCUCAACCCUCGCCGCGAUGAACUCCCCUCCCACAUCGUUGAGACCAUCGCUGGAAAUCUCACAUUUCUGGUGAAAUACACUGCCGGUCCUAGUGUCCGCGCUUCCCAGCUCUCAAUUUCCGUCAUCGACGUCCGUGGACCCAACAACAGUGAAGUCGGCCACAAGGCCACAGUCUGUAUUCACGACGGCCCAGGCAAGUUUACAGUCGUCAUGUGGAAGCAGGUAAAUUGGGGUCAAAACGUCGUAAUCGGGCUGGGAGAGAAAGUGGACAAGGCUAUCAAAGAUAUCCUGGCGAAGGAAGGAAAUGACGGAUAUGGUGACUUCGAGGGCUAG
This is a messenger RNA of Alternaria arborescens, 387 nucleotides long. RefSeq lists its product as hypothetical. Lineage: Eukaryota; Fungi; Ascomycota; Dothideomycetes; Pleosporales; Pleosporaceae. The coding region runs from base 1 to 387 and encodes 128 amino acids. The record is from RefSeq and is a predicted model, not a curated record. The transcript has 2 exons.